AUGCGGGGCCAUACGGUACGACCCCAUGGCAACCGACAGCAGCAGCAGCAGCACCAGCCCUGCGGAAGGUGGCACUUUGAGCAGCGAGAGCGGCAGGGACAACAGCAGUGGUGGUACAAGGGCGGAGGUGGAGGUGGUGCAGCUGACGGAGGAGGAGCAGCAGGACAACAGCAACGGGCGCAACAGCCGUGCUACCACCACCCCCCCACCCAGGGUCAGUGCCCUGACGGCCAGCCACUGCUGCUGGAGCGUGCCCUGGCUGCGGUGCUCCACCUGCCUCUCAUGCGCUGUGCUGACCUCUCACCGGGGCUCGCAGUCAACACUGCUGCUGCUCUUGCUGUUGAUUCUGGGCAGUAG
Molecule: messenger RNA, 357 nt
Organism: Closterium sp. Naga37s-1
Lineage: Eukaryota; Viridiplantae; Streptophyta; Zygnematophyceae; Desmidiales; Closteriaceae
Source: the annotation of a GenBank genome assembly